UGUUCAUCAAAGUGUGUUAUUCCGGUCUUCCUCUUCUAAUCUCGAAUUUGUUCUUCCACAACACUACAAUGUCAGAAUUGCCUACCUAUACUGCGACCGACGUUGCGGCGCAUUCGACCCGGAACGACUUGUGGGUAAUCAUAUCUGAGAAAGUCUACGACGUCUCGAAAUAUGUGAGAGACCAUCCCGGCGGCGCGGAUCUACUCAUCGAGGUAGCGGGAACCGACGCUACAUCGGCAUACGAAGAUGUUGGGCACUCCGAAGAUGCAGACGAAAUACUGGCAUCAUUCCUGAUCGGCACCUGCGUGAACAGCGACAAGGCCAAACGGUCCAAAACUAUCAGAUUAGUCCAGCAAACUACACCAACCGCAGGCUCGACGGUGAAAGACGUGUCUCGUUCUUCCGCACCCAUCAAAACAAUUGUCGGCUCCCUCGUUUUUGUAGCUUCCGCUUACGGUGCAUCGAUAUACGCACCGUCAGCACGAAAGCUUCUUUCUGAACUGCCGAUCCUCCAGGUCUCCAGGCCGUCUUUAGAAACUUCAUUUUCCAGCAGAUAUAGCUCGUUUGCCGGUGGUUUCGCCAUUGCUAGUGUCAUAUCUACCAUCGCUGCAGGGGUUGUUGGAAAGAAGUUGUCGACCUUCACACAUAUCGAAUCGGGUUUUGGAAAGUAUCCUCCCCGUCGGAAGCAACGUCAGUCUGUCAAACCAGGAAAUCCCCAUCUCGCAAAGGGUUUCCUUGACCCCAAGGAAUACAAGACCCUCAAAGUCGUUCGGAUAGACCAGCUCUCGCCCAACGUCAAUCGCUACGUCUUCAAACUUCCCCGCCCGAUAGACGUCGUAGGCCUUCCAAUUGGUCAGCACGUUGCUAUCAAAGCCGUCAUCGAUGGCAAGUCUGUGUCCAGGUCAUAUACGCCAACUUCGAACAACCUCGACGCAGGCAUCCUGGAAUUGGUGAUAAAGAUCUAUCCCGAUGGCCUCCUGACAGGGAAAUACUUCGCCAACCUCAAAGUUGGCGACGAGGUGCUUUUCCGCGGUCCCAAAGGCGCGAUGGGCUACAAGCAAGGGUUGUGCAAGCACGUUGGGAUGAUUGCGGGCGGGACCGGCAUCACGCCCAUGUACCAGCUUAUCCGUGCUAUCUGCGAAGACGAGAAAGAUACUACGGAGGUAUCGCUGAUCCUUGCCAAUCGGUCCGAGGAUGAUAUCCUUCUAAGAAAAGAGCUUGAGUCGUUUGCCAGGAGGUAUCCGAAAAACUUCAAGAUCUGGUACAUGCUGGACAACCCGCCGCCAACAUGGGCUUACGGCAGUGGCUUCGUGACAGCGGACAUCAUGAAGGAAAGGCUACCUUCGCCGGGACCGGACACCAAAAUCAUGCUAUGUGGACCACCAGGGAUGGUUAACGCAUCAAAGAAGGCUCUGAUUUCUCUGGGUUUCCAGGCACCCGGGGCCGUGACAAAAAUGACGGAUGAGAUCUUCUGCUUCUAGAGCAAAGGUACGUGUCGCGAAGCUGGUGACAGGGGGAUCGGGGUCGGAAAGGAGAGGGCGA
Messenger RNA from Dothidotthia symphoricarpi CBS 119687, 1542 nucleotides. RefSeq lists its product as uncharacterized. Bases 69 to 1481 code for a protein of 470 amino acids. The transcript is spliced from 3 exons. Gene Ontology annotation, cellular component: endoplasmic reticulum. Gene Ontology annotation, molecular function: heme binding; oxidoreductase activity. Lineage: Eukaryota; Fungi; Ascomycota; Dothideomycetes; Pleosporales; Dothidotthiaceae. The record is from RefSeq and is a predicted model, not a curated record.